This is a messenger RNA of Apis dorsata (giant honeybee), 1068 nucleotides long. RefSeq names its product nucleoside diphosphate kinase homolog 5-like. The transcript has 5 exons. Gene Ontology annotation, biological process: GTP biosynthetic process; negative regulation of oxidative stress-induced intrinsic apoptotic signaling pathway; CTP biosynthetic process. Lineage: Eukaryota; Metazoa; Arthropoda; Insecta; Hymenoptera; Apidae. Gene Ontology annotation, molecular function: nucleoside diphosphate kinase activity. The record is from RefSeq and is a predicted model, not a curated record. Bases 45 to 1031 code for a protein of 328 amino acids.
GAAAUUAACGGGAAAAAAAGAGAAGAAUCUUAAAUGCGCGAAAAAUGUGCGACUGUCCCGAGGACAAGGAGGAUGGCGAGAAAAAAGUGGAAACGGUGAUGCUUUUCAAAAAGUGUCAAAAACCUUACCGCACCACCAAAGACAUCGUCAAACCGUCCAGUUAUGACACGGUCUCGGACAAAGAUCUUUGGACACCCGCCGAUUCCUCCCAAUCCACCUUCAGAUACACCUGCGAUUCGCCUAAAGGAUCCCAGUUCACCAGCUCCUUCACCAGCUCCUCCAAAAUAUACAAAUUCGUCACAUCUCGAGGCUACGAAUACUUGGGGGAGGGGGAGGAGGAAUGGCGUCCCCCGUUCGACUACCAGCCCUGCAUCGAGGACGAGGAGAUGACGGAGGAGGAGAGGGCGGACAUCGAGUGCACGUUGAUGAUCAUCAAGCCGGAAGCGUUGGUGUACAGGGAGGAGAUCGAGAGGCGGGUGCGCGAGGAGGGUUUCCAAAUUUUUCAAACCCGUUGGCUCCAACUCACCCCGGAACAGGUGUCCGAAUUUUAUUCCGACAAAUACGGCCAGCUGAACUUCGCCUAUCUGGUCGCCUACAUGGCCUCGGGCCCCAUAGUUGUCCACGUUCUGGGAAAGAAGAACGCUAUCCACGAGUGGAAAUUGCUCAUGGGUCCGACAAAGGUGGGGGAGGCGCGUCUGUAUUAUCCCGAUAGUAUAAGGGCAAGGUACGGGAGGAGAGGCGAUGACUUUAAGAACGCCGUUCACGGAAGCGAUACUCGGGAAUGUGCCGAGAAAGAGAUACACUUUUUCUUCCCAGAUUUCAUAGUAGAGCCUCUGUUGAAGGACGAAAUGGCGGAGGAUUAUUUAUGGGAAGUGCUCAAUCCUAUACUCGUGGAAGCUCUAUCUAUGCUUUCUGCGCGUCAAUUCCAUUCGUCGGUUGACACCUGUAUCAAUUGGACCUUGGAAGAAGAGUAUAUCGAUCUACUAGGAUUUCUGGAUCGAUGCAAAUUGCGCCUGAUACGCAGAUAUUAAUCUACCGUAUUAUAAUUACAUUAACGUGUUUCAUCUU